Molecule: messenger RNA, 6033 nt
Organism: Phialemonium atrogriseum
Lineage: Eukaryota; Fungi; Ascomycota; Sordariomycetes; Cephalothecales; Cephalothecaceae
Exons: 2
Coding region: 86-5704 (1872 amino acids)
Biological process (GO): regulation of ARF protein signal transduction
Molecular function (GO): guanyl-nucleotide exchange factor activity
Source: RefSeq, a predicted model, not a curated record
AAACCCCCCGCGCUGAUCGAUCUCGGUCCCUUUUCUCGUCUCCGAUCCCUCCGCCGAUGCCCACUUGUCCUCCCUUACGCACACCAUGACCUCCCUCAAAUUCAUGGUGUCCUCUCUGGACAUCAUUGCAGCAAACUCUGGCAGGAAUAAGCAGUUGGCCGAACUUGUCCAGAAGGCACUCGCCGCCGUCGAGAAGAACGAGAACGAGCUGCCAGAUCCCGAAGUCAUCUUCGCUCCCCUCCGACUAGCCACCAAAUCCGGCACCAUUCCACUUGCCACCACAGCACUUGAUUGCAUUGGCAAGCUUAUAUCAUACUCCUACUUCUCUGCCCCCGACGCCGAUGGCUCUCCAGACCAGGAUGGAGGAGCCACGCAAGCACCUCUCAUCGAGCGUGCCAUCGACACCAUCUGCGACUGCUUCCAGGGCGAAACCACCUCCGUCGAGAUCCAACUACAAAUAGUCAAAUCCCUCCUCGCUGCCGUCCUGAAUGACAAGAUCGUCGUACACGGUGCUGGGCUAUUAAAAGCAGUCCGACAAGUCUACAAUGUCUUCCUCCUUUCCAGGAACACGGCAAACCAGCAAGUCGCUCAGGGAACCCUGACCCAGAUGGUUGGAACCGUGUUCGAACGGGUCAAGACAAGGCUUCAUAUGAAGGAGGCCCGUUCGAGCCUCGGAAAGCUGAAGGAUAGUACCAGCAACCUCACUGUCGACCCACUCGAGUAUCAGAAUGGCCAGGUCACAAAUGGCGACGGCGACGAUCCGGGAGAGGCGCAUUCGGAUGCUACUCCUUCUGAAACUGCAGCUAGUGGGGCCGGCAAGCUCACCCUCAAAGACCUGGAGCACAGGAAAAGCUUCGAUGACUCGAACUUGGGCGACGGCCCAACCAUGGUUACCCAGCUGAAGCCGUUGAAGAAACCAACGAGGUCGAUCUCCGAGCAGACCCUGCCCGAAAAUGGCCAAGACGAGACGUCCGAUGCGCUCGAUGCUGAGGAUGAAGUGUACAUCCGAGACGCUUACCUUGUCUUUCGGUCCUUCUGCAACCUUUCCACCAAAGUCCUCCCGCCAGAUCAGCUCUUCGACCUGAGAGGCCAACCAAUGCGGUCGAAGCUCAUAUCGCUCCAUCUAAUACACACCCUCCUGAGCAACAACAUCUACGUUUUUACCUCACCCCUAUGUACCAUUACCAACACCAAGAACAACGAGCCGACCAACUUCCUUCAAGCCAUCAAAUUUUACCUUUGUCUUAGCAUCACACGAAAUGGGGCCAGCUCGGUGGAUCGGGUCUUCGAGGUUUGCUGUGACAUCUUCUGGUUGAUGCUGAAGUAUAUGCGAGCCCCAUUCAAGAAAGAGAUAGAGGUCGUCAUGAACGAGAUCUAUCUAGCCCUUCUUGCUCGAAAGAAUGCGCCGCUGUCUCAGAAGAUGUAUGUUGUUGGCAUGCUUAACAGGUUUUGCGGAGACCCACGAGCGCUGGUGGAGACGUACCUGAACUACGAUUGCGACAGAAACGUGGACAACAUCUUCCAGACCAUUGUCGAGGAUCUCUCCAAGUUUGCGACCUCCCCGGUGACGAUUCACCCGAUGCAUGAGCAGCUCUACGAAGAGAGGCACUCCAGGUCAAACACUGGCAGUGACUGGCAGCUCAGGGGGGUCUUACCACCCCCCUUGUCGGUCGCACACAUAAUUCCCCACCACGAGCACGAGACCGAGAUACCCAGGGAAUAUAUGAUGAAGCGGGCUGCCUUGGACUCCCUGGUCGAGACUCUGAGGUCCCUCGUCAACUGGUCACAGCCUGGGCGGCCCGAGUCCCACGCUGCCACUCAGGAUUCCGAGAGAAGGCUGUCGGGAGAUGAGGUUAGGGAGUCGAUCGACCCGUCAGUGGGUGACAGUUUAUCACGCAUGGAUACUCCUGUUCUCCCGUCAACCCCUAUUUUAGACGACGAUCCAGAACACCUGGAGAAGGAAAAGGCUCGGAAAACUGCAAUGACCAAUGCCAUCCGUGCAUUCAACCAGAAACCCAAGAAUGGCAUCAAGCUGCUGCUGAAGGAGGGCUUCAUACCGAGCGACAAGCCCUCUGACAUUGUCGCCUUCUUGAUCAGCGAGGAGCGAUUGGACAAGGCCCAGAUCGGCGAAUAUCUUGGUGAAGGUGAAGAGAGGAACAUCGAGAUCAUGCACGCAUUCGUGGAUACCAUGGACUUCACCAAGAAACGCUUUGUAGAUUCGCUCCGUCAGUUCCUCCAGUCCUUCCGGCUACCGGGCGAGGCACAGAAGAUCGACCGUUUCAUGUUGAAGUUUGCACAUCGCUAUGUCAUGGGCAAUCCCAAUGCGUUUGCAAAUGCCGACACGGCAUAUGUUCUGGCAUAUUCCGUCAUCCUCUUGAAUACCGACCUGCACAGCAGCAAGGUUGCAAACCGCAUGACCAGAGAGGACUUUAUCAAGAACAACCGAGGCAUCAACGACAAUGCGGAUCUCCCCGAGGAGUACCUCACCACCAUCUACGAGGAGAUCCAGGGCAACGAAAUUGUCCUCAACAGUGAACGGCAGGCUGCAGCUGCUGCAGGCUCCCUGCCGCCACAGGCAACCGGUCUCGCGGCUGGUCUCGGCCAGGCAUUUUCCAAUGUCGGCAGGGAUUUGCAACGGGAAGCCUACGUUCAGCAGUCUGAAGAGAUAUCCCUCCGUUCAGAACAGCUGUUCAAGAACCUGUUCCGCAGCCAGCGUCGAAAUGCCGAGAAGGCGGGUGCAAAAUUCAUUCCGGCCAACUCCUUCAAGCACGUCGGCCCCAUGUUUGACGUAACUUGGAUGUCCUUCUUCUCUGCGCUGUCGAGUCAGAUGCAGAAGACGCAGAACUUGGAGGUCAACAAAUUGUGUCUCGAAGGAAUGAAGCUGGCUACAAAGAUUGCGUGCCUGUUCGGCCUUGCCACUCCUAGGGAGGCCUUCAUCUCUGCGCUCAGAAACACGGCGAACCUCAACAAUCCGCAGGAAAUGCAGGCUAAGAACGUCGAGGCUCUCAAGGUGAUCCUCGAGCUCGGGCAGACGGAGGGCGACCUUCUGAAGGAGUCAUGGAAGGACAUCUUGAUGUGCAUCAGUCAGCUGGACCGGUUGCAACUGAUCUCGGGCGGUGUGGACGAGAGCGUGGUGCCCGACGUUUCCAAGGCCCGAUUCGUACCACCGGCGAGGGGAGAUACAGGCGAGUCCCGGAAGUCUUCCCACUCGGUAAGGAGGCAUCGGCCACGCUCAACUACGGGCCCCCAAGGAGUCUCGGUGGAAAUUGCGCUCGAGAGCAGGUCCGACGAGGUCAUCAAGAGCGUGGACCGCAUAUUCACCAACACGGCGAACCUCUCGGGCGAGGCAAUCGUGCACUUUGCGCGCGCCCUGACGGACGUGAGCUGGGACGAGAUCAAGGUCUCAGGCUCCAACGACUCGCCUCGCACCUACAGCUUGCAGAAGAUCGUCGAGAUCAGCUACUACAACAUGACGCGUGUCCGGUUUGAGUGGACCAACAUCUGGGAUGUACUGGGAGACCACUUCAACCGAGUGGGAUGCCACAGCAACACGGCAAUCGUAUUCUUCGCCCUCGACUCGCUCCGGCAACUGUCGAUUCGGUUUAUGGAGCUGGAGGAGCUAUCCGGGUUCAAGUUCCAGAAAGACUUCCUCAAGCCGUUCGAGCACGUCAUGUCCAACUCGAACAACAUCACGGUGAAGGACAUGGUCUUGCGGUGUCUCAUCCAGAUGAUUCAAGCCAAAGGAGAGAACAUCAGGUCCGGGUGGAGGACAAUGUUUGGCGUUUUCACUGUCGCUGCAAGAGAGCCAUACGAGAGCAUCGUCAACCUGGCUUACGAGAAUGUCACGCUGGUUUACAAGACGCGCUUUGGGGUCGUCAUAUCCCAAGGAGCCUUCACAGACCUCAUCGUGUGCCUGACCGAGUUCUCGAAGAACAUGAAAUUCCAGAAGAAGAGCCUGCAGGCUAUGGAGGCUUUGAAGUCGGUCAUCCCAAGGAUGCUCAAGACACCUGAGUGCCCAUUGUCUCAGAAGGGCGGCUCAGCCCCGGACGCCGCCGAGGCCAACGUGACGUCUCCAGGCCCCCAGAGCCGCACCUCGGUGGAAGAGGGCUUCUGGUUCCCGGUCCUGUUCGCCUUCCACGAUGUCUUGAUGACUGGAGAGGAUCUCGAGGUCCGAUCUAACGCGCUCAACUACUUCUUCGAAACCCUACUGAAAUACGGGGGCGAUUUCCCCCCAGAUUUCUGGGACAUCCUCUGGAGGCAACAGCUCUAUCCGAUCUUCAUGGUUCUCCGAUCACGGCCUGAGAUGAGCAACGUCCUGAAUCACGAGGAGCUUUCGGUCUGGCUGUCGACAACCAUGAUCCAGGCGCUUCGCAAUAUGAUCACGCUCUUCACCCAUUAUUUCGACGCACUCGAGUACAUGCUCGAUAGGUUCCUCGAGCUGCUUGCCCUGUGCAUCUGCCAGGAGAACGACACGAUUGCGCGGAUAGGCAGCAACUGCCUCCAGCAGCUGAUCUUGCAGAACGUGACCAAGUUCGCCCCGGAGCACUGGUCCAAGAUCGUUGGCGCGUUUUGCGAACUCUUCGAGAGGACCACCGCCUACCAGUUGUUUUCGGCGACGACCAUCAACUCUACCGCAUCCUUGUCCGCCCCGCCAAAUGGACUUGAAUUCUCGGGGCCCCUCAGCCCGACCACAGUAGAGGCCAUCUCUGUCGACGAGAAGUCGCUCAGAAUCAAUGGCACGGAGAAGAACGGCUAUGCCUCUGAAUCCGAGCCAUCGGUACUGCAAUCCCCGGGUGCCGAUGAUGACGCCCUUGCUAGUACGCCCACGGCAACCACGAACUCGACCGGCCUAACUUCGAUAUCUCAGCUGCCUGUCUCUCCACAGCUUGAAGAGUUCAAACCAAACAAUCCCCUUCAGCAGCAACCCGUUGUGGUAACUGCCGCCCGACGGCGGUUCUUCAACCGUAUUAUUUCCCGUUGUGUUUUGCAACUUCUGAUGAUCGAGACUGUCAACGAACUUUUCAGCAACGAGGCCGUGUACGCUCAAAUCCCGUCGUCGGAGCUUUUACGUCUGAUGGCGCUCCUCAAGAAGUCGUAUCUCUUUGCAAAACGCUUCAAUGGUGAUAAGGAGUUGCGAAUGCGUCUCUGGCGCGAAGGCUUCAUGAAGCAGCCGCCCAAUCUCCUGAAGCAGGAGUCGGGCAGCGCGGCGACAUACGUGGCGAUCCUUUUCAAAAUGUUCGCCGACACAUCCCCCGACCGCCAACGUAGCAAGGGCGACGUGGAGAACGCGCUGUUGCCUCUCUGCCAAGACAUCAUUGGCAACUACAUCGCCCUAGAGGAAGAGAGCCAGCAUCGCAACAUCGUCGCCUGGCGGCCGGUAGUCGUGGACGUGUUGGAGGGCUACGCCGCGUUCCCGCGUGAGGCGUUCUCGAGCCACAUCAAGAGCUUCUACCCGCUCGUCGUUGAGCUGCUCGGGAAGGAGCUGAGCGGCGAGCUCCGGGGGGCACUGCUCCUCGUGUUGAGGAGGGUCGGCGAGGUCGGCCUCGACAUCGAGGGCAUGAGCUCCAGUGGUGCGCCGGCAAAGGGGAGUAUAGAUGCCGGCCGCAGAAGCAGCGUGCUGUCCGCCAUGUCGACCGAGGCGGCAUUGACGCACAGCAUGGACAAUGCGAGUGACGAUGCGUCGAAUCGGUUCCUCGGGAGAUAGGGAGUCGCAUGUAGGCAAACCCGGGUUUGGGGGGGUAUCUUGCGGUCCCAAACAAUGUUAUAGAUAGGGGCUCCUUUUUCGGGAUAUAGGGCCCGUGCGCGCGCCUUGGUUCUCGAUGACUGGGUCUCGAGUGCUUGAGGCGAACUUCGCUUCUCUCUGUUGCAUGGUGUAUGGUGUGAAAGAACGGGUUAGAGCCACUUUAUGUUAUGGAUGUUGUGUGAAUAUAUGCCCAUUCCAUCUACCUGAUAUCAGUCCACAGGCUCUGAGACGUUGAAAAUGUGAAAUGCCAGUGAGUUUAGCACUGUUGACAGGAAUCUAGUAGGAGAGGG